AUGCCGCCAGGUGAAGAGGAAGAGCAAUUUUUGAUGAGCUCAACUAGCCCGACAGAAACUCACCCUAAAGAGCAAAUCUCGACUGGAAAGCAAUCCAAUGCCUCCAUCGUUUAUGGGACUUUCUUCGGUGCCUUUCUGGCAAGUGCCGAUGAGUCGAUUAUGGUGUCGACGUUUAGCUCCGUUGCAUCGGAAUUUGAUCGUCUUUCAGAGGGCUCGUGGUUGGUGGCCGCUUAUAAUUUUGGAUAUUGUAUGUCCUUGCCGGUUUAUGGUCAUUUGAGCAAUGUUUACAGUCGCAAGAAUAUUCUUCUCUGUUCAUAUGUUCUAUUCGCUCUCUCGUGUCUUGCUUGCGGUGCUAGCUCUUCACUCUACUGGUUGGUGCUAGCAAGAGUGUUUGCAGGUCUUAGUGGUGCAGGAAUGGUUUUGCUUAUCUCGAUAGUCAUCAGCGAUGUGAUGCCAGCGGAAGAUGUUGCCCUCUUUCGAAGCUACGAGAACCUAGUGUGCAUCGUUGGUCGCAGCCUAGGAGCUCCUAUCGGCGGCUUUCUCUUGGACACAAUCGGAUGGCGAUGGUCAUUCUACGGCCAGGUUCCACUGGCAUUAGCCUGCAUCCUGUUUGCAGCUCUCAACCUGCCACGCUCAAUGACUAGAGCGGAGUCUAAGUCACAGACGCCAUCGUCUGCCUCUGGAAUUUGUGACAUUGAUUUUGCCGGGCUGUUUAGUCUUGCUUCUACGGUGCUUUCUAUCUUGUUCCUGCUCCAGGCAGCGGGGGCACAAACGAUAGAUCAUCCUGAGUGGGUAUACGCUACUUUGGUCAUACUUUUAGUGUCCAUUGUUACAUUCAUCGCGAUAGAGCUUUUCUGGGCACAGGACCCCUUGGUACCUAUGGAUCUGAUGGGCAAAACUUUUGGGGCUUAUUGCCUGGGCCAGGUGGUGUUGGUUAUGGGACGCUCUGUGGUCAUGAGCAGUCUCGCACCGUACUUUAUACGCGUCGAAAAUUCAUCAGAUCUUGGUGCGUCGAUGCUAUACAUCCUCUUUUCUCUCGGUGUGUCUAUCGGAGGAAUAGUAUCCGGCCUUAUAAUUAAGAGAACCAAACGAUACAAGAGCAUGACACUUAUUGCGCUAGGAGUCUGUAUGAUGUCAACGCUGGCAAUUUUCUUUCAAUGGCGAGACGGCUGCACCAUUUGGGAGACAUUGAUCUUGCUUCCUAUGGGCACCACAUUGGGUGUUUUCUACUCGACGCAGUUCAUUGGCAUGUCUGCAAGUUUACCAAAGAGUCGCCAAGCGGCGGGUUUUGGGACGUACUACGUAUACCAACAGCUUGGAUUUAUAGCGGGACCGGCAGUAGGGCUGUCUAUGGUGCAAGGGCUCUUUAACCAGAGCCUCGAGCAAAACUUGCUGGAUAGUCAGAGGAAAGAGCUGAUUAUUGGAAAGAUUCUUGAUGACUCCAGAUUCUCUAGGAAGCUGCCACAACCGAUGCAAGAGGUUGUUCGAUCCAGUUAUCUAUAUGCCUUCCAAUUUGCGCCCUCCCUCUCACGGGGCCUCCCCGCGUCACGUCGCGCCACCCCGACCAUCCUAGCUUCGAAAUCCUGCCUCGAUCGUUCACACUCCGUGGCAACACCUUCUUUCUACCGGUCGCUAUCAUCUCUACCGAAUCUGUCACUCUUCCGAGCCCUUCAGGACCACGAUCGAUCCAGCUUGGCCGUCGUCCACAGCGCGUCGUCGCGUUCCUUCACCUACGGAAAUUUGGUCGCAGAUGUGCUUCUCGCGCAACAGCAGCUGCGCCAGUCGGCCGGCGGUCAUAACGAUGCUCUGUCCGGAGAGAGGGUCGCAUUUCUUGCGGAGAACAGCUACGACUACGUAGUGACGCUUCUUUCCAUCCUCGCGAACGAUGCGAUUGCCCUUCCUCUCUCCCCGGCCUUUCCUAUCGCCGAAUUGCAGUAUAUCAUGGAUAAUUCACGUGCAAAGGUGCUUGUUGCCACUGAGAAGUACGCGGAUAAAGCUCAGAAUAUCAUGAAGGCGGGGUUGGAUCGAGAGCCUAUCUUGAACGUGCGGGAGAAAACCACAGCCGGAGCGAACAUCUCCGUGGAUGUCACAUUGGAGGACUACACACAGACACCCAAGGGUGGAAUGAUGCUGUAUACUUCCGGGACGACCAACAGACCGAAAGGUGUGCUGAUUCCUCAAUCUGCGCUCACCGCGCAAGCGGCUUCGUUGCUGGAGGCGUGGAAUUAUACCCCGGAAGAUCGACUCCUCCAUCUCCUUCCGUUGCAUCAUAUCCACGGAACUGUGAAUGCUAUCGUGGCUCCUGUCCUUGCCGGAUCGUCAAUUGAGUUCAUGUUCCCAUUCAACACGGAUGCCGUGUGGAAGAGACUUGCCGCUCCAUUUUUACCAUAUAGUACGCCGACAAGCAAGAUAUCGUUCCUAACAGCCGUUCCGACUAUCUAUAAUCGACUAUUAUCGUCAUUCUCUAAUUUAUCCCCCGAGCUCAAAGAGGCUGCUAGGAAGGGGAUCUCUCCCGAGAACCUUCGCCUCAACAUCUCCGGCUCGGCGGCUUUGCCAACCCCGACGAAGCAGGCGUGGCAAGAUCUUAGCAAUGGCAACGUUCUCCUAGAGCGUUACGGCAUGACAGAAGUUGGAAUGGCUAUCAGCUGUGGCCUAGACUUUGGGGACCGUAUCGACGGCAGCGUUGGCUGGCCACUACCGUCUGUGGAAGCCAGACUGGUAGACGCAGACACGAAUCAAGUUAUCAAUCCUGGCGAAGAGCUGGAUGAGAACGGCCGUGAACGGGAAGGCGAAAUCCAACUUCGCGGCCCUACCAUCUUCCGCGACUACUGGGCCAACGAGAAAGCCACGCAGGAGGCAUUCGUCGAUAGCGAUGAUGGCAAGGGAAAAUGGUUCAGGACCGGCGACGUUGCGACGCGACGCGUUGUCGAAGAUGCCGGCAAAGGCGCCAGUGGAGAGUGGGCGCGAGGACCGAUGUACUUCAUCCAGGGACGACAAAGUGUGGAUAUAAUUAAGGUCGGUGGGGAGAAAGUCAGCGCGCUCGAGGUGGAGAGGGAGUUACUUUCCCUUCCUCAGAUUGCCGAAGCUGCGGUGGUUGGCCUUCCAUCUGAGCAAUGGGGCCAAAGAGUCGCUGCGAUCGUUGUUCUGAAGAAUGCCGAAAGAACUGCCACUAGUCGCAAUGGCAAAUCCUGGGGUCCGAUGGAUAUGCGAAGGGCACUGAAGGACCGGCUGGCAGCUUAUAAGAUGCCACAGGAAAUGAAGAUUCUCGAUAAGCCGAUUCCGAGAAAUGCCAUGGGAAAGGUUAAUAAAAAAACACUCGUCAAAGAGGUCUUCGAACAGCUUAACCUGAUCCUUCGUGCCAUUGAAACUUCUGCGGCCUUUACCGAUUGCAAGCAUCAUCUCCGAUUCAAAAAACGCCAUCAAUCAAUCCACAGCAAGCGAUACUUCGAAAUCAUGGCGCGGACUCUCGCCCUUCUCGCGCUCCUCCCUCUCAUCACCGCGCAACAGAUUGGCAGCAUCCCCGAGGUUCACCCUCAACUAACCACCUACCACUGUACGCGUCGCAAUGGCUGCGUGAAACAGAACACUUCCAUCGUGCUCGACGCGGCCACGCACCCCAUCCACCAAGUCGGAACCAACACCUCCUGCACCAACGCCUCCGGCCUUGACUCCUCCAUCUGCCCCGAUAAAGAAACCUGCAGCCAGAACUGCGUCGUCGAGGGCAUCACCGACUAUAGCAAGUACGGCGUGCAGACCAGUGGCUCUCGCAUGACCCUUCGCCAGUACCUCCGCGAUGCCAGCACCAACCAAACCCGCUCCGUCUCGCCGCGCGUCUACCUUCUCGCUGAGGACGGCGAAUCCUACCACACGCCCUCCCUCUUGAACCAGGAAUUCGCCUUCGACGUCGACGUCUCCACCCUCGUCUGCGGUAUGAACGGCGCACUCUACUUCUCUGACAUGCUUCCAUCCGGCGGCCGCAGCGACCUCAACCCCGCCGGCGCCACCUACGGCACCGGGUACUGCGACGCCCAAUGCUACUCCACCCCGUGGAUCAACGGCGAAGCGAACAUCGCCGACCGCGGCUCCUGCUGCAACGAAAUGGACAUCUGGGAAGCGAACGCCCGCGCUACAGGAUACACCCCUCACUCGUGCAACACGACCCGCCUGUACGAGUGUACUGGCACAGAAUGCGGCGACGCUGGCGUCUGCGAUAAGCCCGGCUGCGGAUUCAACCCGUACGCGCUCGGCGCUAAAUCCUUCUAUGGCUACGAUAUGACCGUCGACACCACUCGCCCGUUCACUGUCGUCACGCAAUUCCUGACCAAGGCCAACACCUCUACUAGUGCGCUCUCUGAGAUCCGUCGUCUGUAUGUCCAAUCUGGCCGCGUGGUCCAGAACGCCGUGGUCCAGGUCGACGACGGGGAGAUCGACUCUCUUACCGAGCCGUUCUGCAAGGACACUGCCUCCGCGUUCACUCGUCUCGGUGGGAUGAAGCAGAUGGGCGAGGCGCUGGGUCGGGGUAUGACUCUUGCUUUCAGUAUCUGGAAUGACUCUGGCUCGUUCAUGCAGUGGUUGGAUGGGGGUGAUGCGGGCCCGUGCAAUGCCACCGAGGGAGAUCCGAAAUUGAUUGAGAAGCUGUACCCGGAUACGAAGGUGACAUUUGCAAAUGUGCGGUGGGGAGAUAUCGGGGCUACUUAUGGAAGCAAGACGGGGCUGUGA
Aspergillus affinis is the source of this 4719-nucleotide messenger RNA. RefSeq names its product AMP-binding enzyme. The coding region runs from base 1 to 4719 and encodes 1572 amino acids. Gene Ontology annotation, biological process: transmembrane transport; carbohydrate metabolic process. Gene Ontology annotation, molecular function: transmembrane transporter activity; hydrolase activity, hydrolyzing O-glycosyl compounds. The record is from RefSeq and is a predicted model, not a curated record. The transcript is spliced from 16 exons. NCBI's taxonomy places the organism in Eukaryota, Fungi, Ascomycota, Eurotiomycetes, Eurotiales, Aspergillaceae.